AUGGAUGUCAAAAAUGUUUUUCUCCAUGGUGAUCUCAAAGAAGAUAUCUACAUGACACCUCCUCCUGGUUUGUUUUCAUCUUCUACUUUGGAACUUCAGCAGCGUCUUCAAGAGUCCUUUCAUAUGAAGGAUCUUGGCCACCUUACAUAUUUCUUGGGAUUGGAAGUUCAAUCUAACUCCAUUAGUAUAUUUCUCAAUCAGCAUAAAUAUACUCAAGAUUUAGUUGCAUUGGCUGGUCUUCAGGAUUCUUCAUUGGUUGAUACUUCUCUCGAAGUGAAUGCCAAGUACCACUCGGAUGAGGGAGAACUAUUUACUGAUCCAUCUUUGUAUCGACAAUUAGUGGGCAGCUUAAACUACCUUACUAUUACCAGACCUGACAUCUCCUUUGUUGUCCAGCAAGUUAGUCAGUUUAUGCACUCUCCCCGUCAUCUUCACUUGGUUGCAGUUCAUCGCAUCAUAAGAUAUCUUCGGGGUACUCCAUGUCGUGGUUUAUUUUUUCCCACUGGGUCUUCUCUAUGCCUUAGUGCUUUUAGUGAUGCCGAUUGGGCUGGUUGUCCAAAUACUCGUCGCUCUAUUACAGGUUGGCAUAUGUUUCUUGGGGAUUCUUUGAUAUCGUGGAAGAGUAAGAAACAAGAUCGGGUCUCUAAAUCUUCUACUGAAUCUGAAUAUUGGGCUAUGUCUGCUGCCUGCUCUGAGAUUACUUGGCUUUGA
This is a messenger RNA of Nelumbo nucifera (sacred lotus), 711 nucleotides long. NCBI's taxonomy places the organism in Eukaryota, Viridiplantae, Streptophyta, Magnoliopsida, Proteales, Nelumbonaceae. The record is from RefSeq and is a predicted model, not a curated record.